AUGAAUUUUCUUCGAACAGCCGCCACAGCUUAUUCAAACGUUGUGAUAGAUCCAAAUUGGCCAGAAUAUGAAAUUCUUGAGUCUAAUAAAGAAUAUGAAAAGCGAAAAUAUCCACCGUCAUUUUGUGUUGCCACUCAAUUUGUAGCUAAAAGUGGUGAUGAGCCCGUAAUGUCAUAUUUAUGGAAAUUGGUUAAAUACACACAAAAAGGAAAUUCUGACGAUAAAGAAAAUCAAAUCAAUCCUCCGAAGCCAACUGUUGAAGAUGUCUUUAUAUUGAAUCAACCUGAACGUAUUGUUUAUGCAAAAAGAUUUGGUGGGUUCGCCAAGGAGGCCGACUGGAAACGUGAAAGUGCAGAUUUGAUGAAAAAACUUCAUUUAUUGCCGAUCAAUCAAGAAGAAAUUUUAUCUGCCACAUAUGACUUACCAACAAAAUUAAUGAAUCGUCAUAAUGAAGUGAUGUUUAUGGCAUUAGAUGACAAUGAUAAAAUGUGCAAUGAAACUACAGUAUCGAAUAACAGAACGGAUGACGAACAGUAA
Messenger RNA from Didymodactylos carnosus, 537 nucleotides. The record is from the annotation of a GenBank genome assembly. NCBI's taxonomy places the organism in Eukaryota, Metazoa, Rotifera, Eurotatoria, Philodinida, Philodinidae.